CGCCGCUGUGUAAAACGUUGUUUUGGUUUGGCAAGCGGCAGAUCUGGUCACGAAACCCUCACGCAGCAGCCACAAACGCGCGGUAAAAUGUAUUCCCUUAGCUCGCAGAAAAAGUUCUGGACUUUCAAAACCGAGCAGGAGCUGGCCGAGCUGCGUGUGAAACAAAACGUUCGCUUUAUUGCCAAGCAUGGGGCCAGCAUGACGGAAGAACAAAGGCAGGCGCACUUCCUAUCUGCGGAUGAGGAGCGAUUGUUGCUGAAACAGUAUGAGCUACAGUUGAAAGAGUUCUGCAAACGAUUCGAGCCACCGAUGCCCAAAUACGUCGUGGGGACAGCAUUCCACUACUUUAAGCGGUUUUAUCUGAACAACUCGUCAAUGGAUUAUCACCCGAAGGAAAUUUUGGCAACAUGCGUUUAUUUGGCCUGCAAGGUGGAAGAGUUCAACGUUUCCAUCGCACAGUUUGUGGCCAACAUUAAGGGCGAUCGGGUCAAAGCGAUGGACAUUAUUCUGUCGAACGAGCUGUUGCUGAUGCAGGAGCUCAACUACUACCUCACGAUACACAAUCCGAUGAGACCUAUAGAAGGAUUUCUAAUCGAUAUUAAGACCCGAUGUAACAUGAGCAAUCCCGAUCGUUUGCGGCCCGGGAUAGAAGAUUUCAUCGACAAAACGUUUCUCACCGAUGCGCCCCUGAUGUACGCACCGUCACAGAUAGCUCUGGCGGCCGUUCUGCACGCCGCCAGCAAGGAGCAGGAGAAUCUGGACAGCUACGUUACGGAAUCGUUGUUUGGGUCGGCCAAGGACAAGCUGCCGGUGUUGAUUGAAGCCGUCCGGAGGGUUCGCUCGAUGGUGCGCACGAUCGAACUGCCGCCAAAGGACCGGGUACGGUUUCUGGAGAAGAAGCUGGAAAAAUGUCGCAACCAGGAGAACAACCCCGACAGCCAGAUCUACAAACAACGCAUGAAGAAAAUGUACGAAGACGAAGACGAUCUGGACGUUAUGGGGUCUUCGUACCAUAUGAACGUUUCGGAUGCAAGCCUGGACGUUUCGCAGCUAAACACCACCAAUCCGGCAAACAUGACGAUCGAUUAGACUGCUGACGGUCGAGUCUAAACCGUAAGCAAACAUUGCAUAUACAUGAACGUUUAGUGAAUCUGUGUUCUUUGUCGCCAGUGGUAAUUUCUGGGCUGAUUUUCUGAAACCUAUUCCAUGAUUAAAAAUCGCUGCUCUUAUAAAAAUAAUUUAAUUUUCGGAUAUUUACAAUGUUAAAGUCCAAAGCCAACACCAACGUUUCAAUAUUUAAGGAUUCUUUAUUACAAUCGAAAUUCCACCUCUAUGGUCGAACUGGAAGCCUGGGAUGUUCGGUCUCCUUGUGUGCCUGUGCAGCCAUCGCGUCUCCACCCUUUGGUAUGAUCGGUCCGGAUGGGAUGGCAUCAAGUAUCAAGGGGAGGAAAAUGCCUGCUAGAAAUAGAGUUAGUGCCGUUCACGAAAUAAUAAGGAGUGAAGAAAAAUAAAACAAUUCACCACCAGCAAUGGCAUCACCUUGGGUAAAUGGGAGACGCGUCGAAUGUAACAUCACCGAAAGUGGCCAUAUUAAACAAUAAGGCAACGCAAAGUAAAUGCCUUGUUUCUGUCUUCUUGUUUGCAGUUUGCUGAAGGAAGGUUUGAGCACAGAAGAGCGUGAAAUAAAAGCUGGCAAUCACUUUCAAUCAUCAAAAGAAGUAGAUUGUUUGGUAGCGCAGAGAAUGAUAGCAUUCUGGUGUCGGCAGUAGAAGUACAAUCGAAAAGAAAAACGGCCAAGCGUAUUAAAAAAGUAGAAAGUUUCGUUUGCACAGCGUAGUCAAAGGAAUUGAAAUUGCUGCAAGGCUCUUUUGAGUAAAGCAAACAGUUAAAAAUUUUCCGUUUUUUUGUAAUUGCUUUCAUUUCGCUCAGCACGCAAAAAAACACAACCACUGCGCUUACGAUGUGUGUGUGUGUUUAAAGUGUAACAGUCGUUGUGGUUUGUCCCGUUUUAAAAUUGUUGCUGAAAUAUUGAUGCUUUCAGUAAUUGAAAUUAAACAAAAAAAGGAAAGGAAAGUUGCUUCCGCACGCAACACAAAACACAUUACAGUUUAGGGUAUGCAGAGUGUUGUGCAAUUGUAAAGAUCGGUCUGUCUGUAUUGCGAUUUGUGAGAAGAAGAAAAGAGUUGAGUUUUGCCGUAAAGCUUCCUCGAAGAGAUAUUUAGAAAAGUGAUGUUUUGUUUUGCUGACUGAGAAGAUGUGAUGAACAAGACAGCGAAAAGUGUAGUUGUUUGUGGUGGUAGAUCUGAUUAAAGUUAUUUUGGAAUUGGAUCGAUAAAUUGCCUGAUUUGAAAAAUUACAAGAGAAGCGAUGUCAUUAAGCAGCUUUGUUUCUUCACUAGAAGAUAUUUAAUUUAUGUUAAUUUAAGCAUGUUCAUUGUAUAUUUUUACCCUUCAAACAUUGAUUGAUCAGCGCAACUUUUGUAAGAAGUUCUGUGUGAAGUGAUAAUUAAGUCGAAAGAACAAAAUUACCUCAACCAAUUAAUGCUAACUGCUGCCGUCUUGCACGAAGCUAGUUUGUGUAGCAUGAUUCUGUGUGUUUUGUUUGUACGUGUUUCGAUCGGACACAAAACGGUAACAGAAAAGGAACACCGAAACAAUCGGACAACGACGAGGGGGGAGGUAAAAGAUGCGUACUGAAGGAAAGGAAAUUGCCAUCAAUUUGUUUGCUAACUGAGGACACACGACAUCGACACCGACAUACUUCUAUAAAACUGUAGGACAGAUAUUAUAUAUACGGUUUCGUUACACAGAACAGAACAAACAGAAGAAGAAGACGAAAAAAAAUAGUGGAUAAACAAACAGUCAAGCACAAAAAUUGGAUUCAAAAUUUUCAUUAUUUGCCUUCAAGUGUACUUGUGUAUUUGUGUCUGUGUGUCCGGUGUGUUAUCAGCUAAUUUCAAUAGAUCGCAGACAUUGGCAUUGGUAGAGAGCGAAGGAGAGAAAGAGAAAACGAAAGUGAGACACAGCAGGGAAGUAACCAGAAGAAUUGUACGAUCGAAAAGCGCAAUAGAAAGCUUUCGCUAGAGAAAGUAAAACAAACAAGGGGUAGGGUAGGGUAACCUUGUCGUUAACUUUACGCAAGCCGUUCACAAGAUUGAUAACAAUAAAUAAAGCUGAAGAAAAAAAAAACAGAAAUGCUCUAGUGGGGCGUCAACGAAAUUCCAGUCUCUGCAGGACAACUUUCGCUACCCAAAACACACGUUCCAACAUGUUCUCAGAGCUGCGAUGAAACUUUUAUUUUUACGCGUUGUCCAUUUCACCAUUUUGUUUUGAUAGAUGGUUUUGUGUUUGUUGACCGGUUCACCCGGGCUUCCUUCUUUGGGGGAGGGCGUUGGAAAAACGGGUUAAGAAACGAGAUUGAUUUUUUUAUCCCUUCGCUAGUUGGAGUGAUCGUUUGCGAUCCUCCUAUGCUCCCUUACCUGAUCUCUCCCUGAUCACCUUCAUCAUGCGCGACAAAACAUGGCAGAUUGUACGUGUUCUGUGUGUAUGUAUGUAUGUGUGUGUAUGUGUGCGUGUAUUGUAUCCGUUUGACACAAUUCUACCUAAUAUCCUUUUUUCUUCUAUAUUAUGCUAUCCCUUCCUACUAUUCCUUUACUGCAAAGUACGUGUACGUGUGUGUACGUGUGCGUGUGUAUGCAACUGUGAAAGCUCUGUCAGCGAGAUAAAAUAUCAAAGUAGAAACAUCCGUGCCUUGAAGGGCAGGUAACAGAGCGAAAGUUUGAGAUUGAGAAAGAGUGAGGUUUCGUAUUUUGCCUAACGGCCACCAAGCAGCAGCCGACUUAUCAGCGUACAAUUCAGCUUAAUCGCGUUUUUUUAUCGAGUUAAAAAUGUUACCUCAUAUGUUGCUGUAGCUUUUAUAGUUAUUCAAAAGUGUGUGGAUGUGUGUCUGUUUUUUAUUUUAUACUUAUGUUUUUUGUGUGUUUUUUUUGUGUAUUAUUUUUUAUACUGGUUUAGCUGCUGUUGCCUCUUUUUUUAAAUUCAUUUCUCCUCCUACCUCUCCUACCUCUCCUACCAACUAUGUUCCUCGGGAUGAUGCAAGGAAGAAAGCAAGAGUGUACGAGCAAGCUCACGGUGCAUGCUCGGUGUAUUUGAUAUAUUAUGUGUGUUCGAGCUUAGCUGCUUAUAUUAAUUCUAUAUCCUAGGGAACUGCUCCUGUCUCUCCUGUGCCUUCUGUUACAAAUGUUCUACCGGCACUGGGUAAUGCCACUAUCGACAAUCGUUAUCAAAUAAUCAACACCAGAUAAACUAUCCUUCAGCUGCCCGCUGUCCGCUGUUUCGCUCUCAGCCAACUAAGGAAACUAACUCUCUGUAUGAUAAACGAUACUUUUAUAAUGAGCAAUUCAAAGUGAAACACCUAUUACUGGUGAAACAAAACAAGUAAUUGUUGAAAUGAGAUUAUUUACAAAACAAAUCGAAAACUAUUGUUUACCAUGUUUUUUUUUAAAGAUUUUCUUCUCAUAGAACGUCUUAAGCAUUUCUUAAAGGUUAAAUUGCUCCUAAGCAACUGUCCUGCUAGUACACCUGGAAGCCUAAAAUUAAUUAAAACUGGUUCCAUAAAACUUUAGUCAGCUCUGUUUAGCUUACUUAGUAUUUACUUAUUUUUU
This is a messenger RNA of Anopheles coluzzii, 4663 nucleotides long. RefSeq names its product cyclin-H (gene CycH). The record is from RefSeq and is a predicted model, not a curated record. Gene Ontology annotation, molecular function: cyclin-dependent protein serine/threonine kinase regulator activity. The transcript has 5 exons. Gene Ontology annotation, biological process: DNA-templated transcription; regulation of cyclin-dependent protein serine/threonine kinase activity; regulation of transcription by RNA polymerase II. Gene Ontology annotation, cellular component: nucleus; transcription factor TFIIK complex. Bases 88 to 1089 code for a protein of 333 amino acids. NCBI's taxonomy places the organism in Eukaryota, Metazoa, Arthropoda, Insecta, Diptera, Culicidae.